ACUUACCUGUCAGACGGUCAGGCGUACUUUAUUCUCGGUCUGUGCACAGCCAAAUUAAGCGUAAACAAAUCAAAUGCGUUAAGUUAAACUGUUAGGGUAUACAAGAUGACGUAGAUUUAUAACAGGGUUGUACACACGACCUUCUACAGUUAGCCCAGUCAGCUAGGCGGUUUGUGCCUGACAGGUAAAUUUCAGGGUAAAACGAUGGUUGUUCUGCUGUGAAGUCAUUGGUUGCGCGGUACUGGCGGGGCAUUGUAAAGUUUACGGGGACUGAUAGCUUAAAGGAAAAAUGUGAAAUGUUUACCAUAUUACGCUAUUUGAUCAAACAUCGAAGUCGAUCUGACACAUAAAUGACAGCGAGAACGUUAAUGGACAAGGAAAUGCGUGUAUCAGUGGGAAUGCAGUAAAAAUAUUGUUUGUUUCGUUCAUUUAUAAUUUGGCACUUGACUUUCUUUCCGCUAGCGCUAAGCUAACGUGAAGCGCGCUGCGUUGUCACUCACAGCCAGCUGUAAGUUAGAGUUAGCUGUUAGCUAGCACCGCUCGGAGCAGUUAAGAUGAGCUUUUCACGAGAAAUAAAACAGCUGCAGAAAGCAAAGAGCAAAGCGCAGGGCAGCAACAAUUUAAGAGAGGAAGCCAACAUCUGCAAUCAGCUGGGAGAGCUGCUGUCCAGAAAUGGUAAUUAUGAGGCUGCCAUUAGGGAGCACCAGCAGGAACUGGCUCUCUCUGAGGUGCUUAAUGAUGUGAUUGGACGAGCUGUGGCCAAUCGUAAGAUAGGAGAGUGCUAUGCAGAGAUGGGCAACAUUGAGGAUGCUUUGAAACACCAGCGGUGUCACCUGGACCUGGCUCGUUCUGUUAGAGACCACGCCGAGGAGCAAAGGGCACUGGCCACAAUUGGUCGAACCUACCUGUUUCGUUAUGAAUCAGACCAAUCAAGGAACAGUUUAGAGCAAGCAGAAGAUGCCUUCAAGAAGAGCCUGGCCAUUGUGGAUGACUGCCUAGAAGGGACGGUGUCGAGACGAGAGAUUAGUGAGAUGAAGGCGCGUCUUUUUCUCAAUCUUGGUCUGAUCUGCGAUCAUCUGGGGGAUCCCAAACGUUGCAGCGAGUUUAUCCGGCGAAGUGUCUUUAUUGCAGAGAAGAGUCAGCUGCUGGAGGAUCUCUACCGUGCCAACUUUAACCUGGGCAACAUAUACUUCCGUAAUGGUCUAAAGUCUAACGCUGUGCGCUGCCUUGAACAGGCCAAAGAGUGUGCGAGGAAGAUCAAAGACAAGUUCAGUGAGAGCGAAUGCUUUCACUGCAUUGGCAAGGUGCAUCUGUCUCUUGGUGAUUUCGUAGCAGCUAGACGAUCUCUGAAGAAAGCUCUCCUGCUGGGUUCCCAGCAGCCCCUGGACAGGCAGGCAGUGAAGAAAGCUUUCAAAUAUGCGGACCAGGGCUGUAAAUUAGAAGAAGAGCUCGGGGAGGAUCAGGCCAAAAGACUUAGCUCCCAUCAGGCUGUGGGAGUGGCAGAGCAGCUGGGGGACCUUUACUGUAAAGUUGGCUGCUACAACAAAGCUUUGGAUGCAUAUCAAGCUCAGCUAAAGGGCGCUGAGGCGUUGGGAAAGCCCGCCAGGGAGCUGGCUGUCAUCCAUGUGUCCCUGGCUGCGACCUACACAGACCUGACACAGUAUGACAAAGCAGUGGAGCACUACAGACAGGAACUGGCUUUACGACAGGGCAGCUCUGUUGAGGAGUGUAGCACUUGGCUGAACAUUGCAUCAGCUCAGGAGGAGAGUGGCUGUUCCUUCAAGGAUAUCGACAGCAGCUACAGUAAAGCCUCAUGCUGUGCUCAGAAGUCUGGGCAGGCCAGACUAGAGAAACGAGUGUUGAGGCUUUGGCUGGCAUCCCAGAGACGAUGUGGCUCAUCAAAGGCUGAUGACACAGAGGCAAAGCUGCAGCAGCUGUGUUCUGCUGAGGGCUGGAGACCACAUGGGAGCGAUGGCGAGGAGGAUGAAGAGGAGGCGAUGGACAACAGUGAACCUCUUGAUGACAGUGACGUUGUUCUCUCGGACUCAGAUGAUGAUUUGGAGGGUUACGACAAGAUGGUACCAGGAAGGAGGAAGGCAGGAAGGUGGAACAAGAGGAAUGAAAAGGGCGAGACGUCUCUGCACCGAGCAUGUAUAGAUGGAAACCUGAAGCAGGUCCAGUAUCUGGUAGAUCAGGGUCACCCAGUGAACCCCAGAGACUAUUGUGGCUGGACUCCACUUCAUGAAGCCUGUAACCAUGGUCACCAUGACAUUGUGGCCUUGCUGCUGGAGCGCGGCGCUAACAUCAACGAUCCUGGUGGUCCCUUGUGCGAAGGGGUGACCCCACUUCACGAUGCCCUCUCCUGUGGCAAUUUUAAAGUCGCACGAGUCUUGGUGGAACGAGGGGCUUCUGUCACCCAACGAAACUCCAAGGGGGACACUGCUAUGGACACCCUCCGGCAGUGGCAGAGGACAUACAGCAGAGAGUUGGACCACGACGCCAAGCAGGAGUGCAUUGCCACAGAGAGACUGCUGAGGAAGGCGCUCGGAGGGGGAGUUCCCGCUGCUCCAGCCCCUGCCAAGCCUUUCGAUGCCCUGCAGGAUAGCCAGCUGUUUGAUGCUGAGAACUCUGAGCCGCUGUCGUCCUCUGGAGGGGGCUGUUCCUCCAGCCAAGACUGGCCCCUGACAAACAGGAACUCAGAGGUGAAGGCAGUACCUGCUAGCCCCAAGCCGUGGCAGAGCAAUGGCUUAACACAGCGCCACAGAGCCAGAGGAUCAGAGGCUGCUGUCCUGUAUGGGAAUAACAGCAGCUCCUCAGACAACAGCGAUUCUGACUCCCCGGUCAGUCCUCUCCGCCCCGUCCGCUCUAGACACAGUUUCCCAGCAGCCCCGAGCCAAAAAGAAGUUCCCCAAAGCAAGGACACCAACUCUAUCCCCAGCUCAGGUCGAGAAAAUGUCAGGGAGUCUCCUGCGCCGUGUGUCUUUGCGCGAGAGGAGUACCACAGUGCCAUCCGAGGACUAGGCAGCGCCAAAACUCGUCUCCAGGGUCUGUCACAGCCUCAGUUCUCCAGCACACCUGCUGUUUCGUCCAGCAGCAGAUCAGCCCUGGUUCCAGAGGAGGAGUAUCUGGCUGAUGACUGGCUCGAGGAUGAUUUGGAAGAAAUCCAACCGAAGAAAAAGAGGAAGCUUCGAGCGGAACAAAAUGGGAUUAGAGCGGAGGAUGCUGAUUUAUCUUCAGCAGCAAGAGGUCCAAACAGGCACUUGACCUCUGACACAGCCUGCAGAGUUCCUUCCUCCUCCAGCAGGAGUCUCUCGCUGAGAAAGAAUGGCUCUCUGAAGCCUCAGCAGGUCAAAAUGACUCAGAUACCAGGGAUGGUCAGGUUGGGCCGACGAGAGGUCAGCAGGUCUCAUAGCCCCACAGUUACAGAUGAUGACGACACAAGACCGGAGACGCCUCCACCCCCACAAAUACACAGGCAGCCUCCAGCCUUGCCCACGUCACUGCCUCCACCAAUCAGGAUGAGGGUCAGAGUUCAGGAAGAUGUUUUCCUUAUCCCGGUUCCACAAAGUGAGGCCGACUCCUGCACUGUGUCGUGGCUGUGUGAGCAGGCUGCUCAGCGUUACUACCAGAAAUGUGGCCUCCUGCCUCGCCUCUCUCUGCAGAAGGAAGGUGCUCUGCUCUCCCCGCAGGACCUGCUGCUGGCUGUCCUGCACACCAAUGAAGAGGUUCUAGCUGAAGUUUGCUCCUGGGAUCUUCCGCCUCUCCCUGAGCGCUACAAGAAGGCCUGUGAAAGCCUGGCCGUGGAUGAAAACAAACUUGUCACCCGGCUGUGUGAGGUGCAGGAUGGGAGCUCCUCUGUGUCGGUGUGUGGCCUCAGCUUGGCUCCCUCUUCCCUCAGCCCACUCCUUCGUGCCCUGAAACUUCAGGCCAGCCUCACAGAGCUGCGAAUUUCUGGCAACCGUCUCCACGAUGACCUUCUCCCUGAGCUGGUUGCCACAACAAUCACCAUGCCUCGACUUCGGCUGCUGGACAUUUCUGCCUGUCACAUAACAGGGGAAGGGCUGGAGAAGGCUGUAAAUGCUUUAAAGGGACAGAGCCAUCCGGCGUUUCCGUGCCUGGAGGAGCUCAACCUCAGUAUGAACCCACUGGGUGACAGUGUGUCUGCGUCCCUGUCCUGCCUGCUGUCCUGCUGCCCUCUGUUAGCCAAGCUGUCUCUGCAGGCCUGCAGCCUCACUGCUCGCUUCCUGCAGCAGCAUCGACUGCUGCUCGCCAGCGCUCUGACAGGCACAGGCCACCUGAAAUCACUGUGUCUAUCCCACAAUGCACUGGGCUCCACGGGCUUUGAGCUGGUGUUGAAGACUCUGCCCCUCCACUUCCUCACAGACCUCGACCUAUCUGCAGUGAACAGGGGUACUGAUUUCCUGCCACUGCAGCACCUCAGCAACAUUCUGUCACAGGACGAGUGUUCGCUGACCCACCUGAGUCUGGCAGCGAACGGCUUGACGGACAUCAGUGUGGCCACCUUGGCCAGGUGCCUGCCUUCAUGCCCAUCGUUAAUGAGCUUGAACCUAUCAGGAAACCCAUCUGUUACGUCGGCAGGGCUUCACAGCAUCUUGAUCUCCCUCAGAGAGGCUCAUCGACCUUUGACCCUUUUAAACCUUCAAGGUUGUCAGGUGUGUGGCCCCUGGGACAGUGCAGAUCUGGAUGGUUUGUCAGAGCUGGUCCAGGAUCUCCGUCUUUGCUCACAGGGACUGAACAAGCUGGACCGGCAGGCCUUGAGGCAGAGCUGGAACAACAGUCGGUCACACGGACACUUUAUUGAUCGAAACAGCAAGUUCCUGUUGUCUGCUGCAGCCUCCUCGUAAAGGUGGAAACACAAAAUGUGUUUCAGAAAUGAUGGCAGGACUUUAACACUGACACUGAAUUUUUGAGCCACAUGUAAUCAAUAGCUUGCAUGUUUUAUGAAAUCAGCUUUUAUAAACAAGGAUGCUCUUCGUGUAAGGGUUUGUUCAGUUUGCAGGGAUGGCUUUAGGCUGCACAAUUAAACAUGGCGUCCACAGACAUUCUGUGUAAAAAGCUUGUAUGUAUGCUUAAUGCUUUUUGUUCGCCUUAUUUAUGUGUCUCUGAAAGUGCAUGAAGACAGUUUGUGUGUUAAUUGUGUCUUUUUGUGUCAUGAUGCACCUUUUUUCCUCAACCCACUGAAUCAUUAAAAAAAAUAAAGUGA
Scatophagus argus is the source of this 5224-nucleotide messenger RNA. It is a transcript of the gene tonsl, whose product is annotated as tonsoku-like, DNA repair protein. NCBI's taxonomy places the organism in Eukaryota, Metazoa, Chordata, Actinopteri, Scatophagidae. Gene Ontology annotation, molecular function: protein binding. The record is from RefSeq and is a predicted model, not a curated record. The coding region runs from base 555 to 4865 and encodes 1436 amino acids. The transcript has 28 exons.